Messenger RNA from Rodentolepis nana, 474 nucleotides. The record is from the annotation of a GenBank genome assembly. NCBI's taxonomy places the organism in Eukaryota, Metazoa, Platyhelminthes, Cestoda, Cyclophyllidea, Hymenolepididae.
CGUGGUCAAAAGGUCCUCGACAUCGGUUCGGGUUUAGGCUAUGGACUACUCUACGCCCUGAAUCGCGUUGCCCCGCACACAGUUCAGCGUCUUCGCUUCGACUUACCAACGCGGGUCUUUGGUCCCCAGUGGUUCCGUCGAUUCGGUUUCCUUCCUAUCAAAGUUUCCACGCAGAUGGACAAAGAUGGUGUUGUACAUGGCAUUGAUACCUCCACUGAGAUGGUUCGCUUUUCGAGAACUUUGGCGUCAUUUCAGCACGAACUGCUCCAAUGCAACUACGCUCGACCAUCAAUUAGUCUGCUUGAUCACCAGACCUCUAAUAUUUUCAUGAUUGGUGAAGUAGUUGUUGACCUUGCGCUCUGCUAUAUUGUUCUGCAUGUUCUUAGACAUUUAAAUUUCCACAAUCUUUGUGAGAAGUGGGCGGAAUACACUUCCAUUGAGUCAAAAUUCACGAGAUCAAUGAGCUCCCAGUGA